GCAAAAUUUUAUUUAUUAUAACUUUAUAGGACAGUCAAUUAACAAUUAUACUCAAAAUGUCAAAUAAAAUUAUUUUCGCCAUUUUUCUUUUAAUAUCUUUUGCCUGGGAAUUGAAUGCAUACAGCAGUGCUGGUUAUUCUACAAUUCAAGAUGCCAAUAGAAAUUGUUGGCCACACGACAUACAAUCGAGAGGAGGACAUUAUUAUUGCUUGACUUUUCAAACAACAAUUUUAAAUAAAUACGCCGAACAAUUUGGAACCGAGGCGAGUAGAAGUUUCGAGAACUACGACGAAUUCAAAGAAUUAAUAAAAUUUGUGGAAAAUAAUGGAUUUUGUGCCUCUCGCGUAACUUACCACACUCAACGUUUAUACCCGGACUACGCGAAAUAUUUGGCAGUUGGAAAGAAGAUUCGAGACUUUGCAUACACUUACGGAUAUUGCGCUCCAAAGAAGCGUCCUGUUCAAAACAAGAAGAAUUGAUAAUUUAGAAAAAUGUCGUUGACAAUAUUUUGUAAUAAAGUUAUUAAACAAAUUAA
This is a messenger RNA of Leptopilina heterotoma, 535 nucleotides long. RefSeq lists its product as uncharacterized. NCBI's taxonomy places the organism in Eukaryota, Metazoa, Arthropoda, Insecta, Hymenoptera, Figitidae. Bases 57 to 479 code for a protein of 140 amino acids. The record is from RefSeq and is a predicted model, not a curated record. The transcript has 4 exons.